GAGCUCCCUCCACUAGCGCGGCCGAAGCACAAGACGAAAGCACAGGAUGCAACCUACAGAACUGAUAAGCGUACAGCUCUCUUCUCCAACUGCUAUUGGAUGGUCACUAAGAGGGCUGACUGGAUUGGCUGAGGUUUCAAAAUGAGUACAUGCGCUAUCAGACUGAAGACAUGGUUGUCGUCAACCUGGCAUAUUACAGUUCCAGAUCCCUGGUUAGAAGCUUGCAUUAACUGGAUUCAAGAAGAAAAUGGGGGUUCGUCUCUCUCCCAGGCUGAAGUAAAUAAACAGGUUUUCGAGCAAUGGCUUCUUACUGAUUUAAGAGACUUGGAAUUUCAAGUUCUACCAGCAGGUGUCUCGGAUUCUCUAAAAUUUGAACUAAGUGGGUUCUUUGCAAUACAGAUAGAUUCCCUAGUGGACGUUAGCCUACCUGCAUAUUCCCAACUGCAGAAACUGAAAGGAAGGGAAAAUGCAAAUGACCAGGUUACAGCUACGACACAAGCAACACAGCAUUCAUGGGAAUCAAAACCAUCUCGAAUGCUCAUGCUACAGUUAACGGAUGGAGUUCAAAACAUUCAGGGAAUGGAAUACCAAACUGUACCAGUGCUUCAUGCUGGACUUCCACCAGGAACAAAGAUACUGUUACAGGGUACCAUAUUUUGUCGUCUAGGUGUACUUCUCCUUAAACCAGAAAACGUAAAAGUUCUUGGAGGCGAAGUGGAAGCUCUGGUGGCAGAAUAUGCACAAGGUAAAGUUCUUUCAAGGUUGAUUGGCGUGGAAGAAGAGCCUUUGCCACAGCGAACACCGGUGCAAAAUCAAGUUACAGCACGUCCACAAGAGACAAUUGCGCAAGCUAUAGACUUAUCAGAUGAAGAUCUACUGGCCAGUCUUAAUGAGAAUGAAGAGUUCACAAUCAACAAUAAUACAGUUCCUGAAAGUGGCUACUACAGUAGAAGUGAGAGUUCAGAUCACAGUUCAGCCCUCUCAUACAUGGAACACCAACAAACACAAGUUUCAAAUAUUAGACAUGCACCGAUCAUAGCCUCCAGUGAAACUGUCCAAGCAAGUAAUGCAGAAGAAAUUUAUGAUUUAGAUGACGAUUUAUUUUUAGAAGAAGAAAUUCUGAGAGAAUUAGAAGAGAUGGCGGUGGUACAGCCCAGGAUCACCAACAAUUCAUCUGCAAGAACAGUUAAUUCUACGGCCAUUACUACCAAUUCUCCAUCUUCUUAUCAAACAUCGGUGUCUGAAGUAGCGUUUGGUCAACUAAAUCGUCCCCCAUUUACCUACUUGUCAACUGUAUUGACUUGCCUAAACACUGAAGUCAAAUGUGUGAAGUUAAAGUCCUUUAUUGUGACUUUAAAUGGAAAUCUUACCAGUAGUAGUGGCAUCUGGAGCAUCAAAGCCAAGAUAUCUGAUGGCACGGGAUACCUAGAUGUUGACUUCAGUAAUGAAGUCCUCACAAAACUUAUAGGGUUUUCGGUGAGUGAAAUGAAAAGGCUUAAAAAGGAUCCUAGCCAGCAGAAUAAACUUUUAGAUGGUCUUCAGAAGUGUCAGAGGAUGCUGACCGAUUUCUGUGGGAUAAUGACUGUUUCAUACAACCCUACAACAUCUGAAGCCAAUGUGCUUGAAUUACAAGAUGUCAGCGAAGAAAUUAGUGUAAGUUUAAGGAGACGCCUGAAUCAGUAAGACGUAUUGACUGCAUCUUCCCCAUUUAAUUGGCCGUUCGUAUGGCUAAGUGUGCCUCUUUGUAAAACAAAUGUAAAAAUAAGUUGUAAAGAAUGUUGCGUUGAAUAUGUUGGAAAUUACUAUUCGAUGCAGACCUAUUAAUGAGUACCUGGAUGUCUUCUAUUACUUUUGUAUCAAAAUAGCCUUGUCUUACAAGUUCCUGCAAGAUCAUUGGUAAGAGAGCCCUUGGAGUGACAUUGAGGCUGAAUUUUUAUAUACUGCUUUCCCUCAGGUGGCAAAAUGCGAGAUUUACUGUGUUAUUUUAUAACUGAUGUGCACUUAGGGCUCAUGCACACGGCCGUAACCAUUUUUGUGGUCUGCAAUUUGCAGAUUUUCAAAACAAGGAUACCAGCCCUGUGUGUUCCGCAUUUUGUGGAAUGGACUGUCCGGCCCAUAAUAGAAUAGUCCUAUCCUUGUCCGCA
Molecule: messenger RNA, 2144 nt
Organism: Bufo bufo (common toad)
Lineage: Eukaryota; Metazoa; Chordata; Amphibia; Anura; Bufonidae
Gene: RMI1
Product: RecQ mediated genome instability 1
Exons: 2
Coding region: 142-1683 (513 amino acids)
Biological process (GO): double-strand break repair via homologous recombination; resolution of meiotic recombination intermediates
Cellular component (GO): RecQ family helicase-topoisomerase III complex; nuclear body
Molecular function (GO): nucleotide binding
Source: RefSeq, a predicted model, not a curated record